This is a messenger RNA of Labeo rohita (rohu), 3411 nucleotides long. RefSeq lists its product as uncharacterized. The transcript has 14 exons. Gene Ontology annotation, molecular function: zinc ion binding. The record is from RefSeq and is a predicted model, not a curated record. Lineage: Eukaryota; Metazoa; Chordata; Actinopteri; Cypriniformes; Cyprinidae. The coding region runs from base 103 to 3411 and encodes 1102 amino acids.
CCCGCCCUCGGAGCCAUGACUCACGUCUCUAGCUCGAUUUUAUUGGUCAAUCCGGUUACGCGGUCACCUGAGAAGAAGUUUAGAAAUCAAUCAAGGUAGUUGAUGAUGGAUGCAUCGCUGACAAACGGAGAGUCCUACGCUUGUUUAGGCUGUGAAGAAGGCCAAGCCGUACAUCUUAAGAACUGGUUGCCUCCUGGGUAUACAUAUCACUUUUGCAAGUAUCGUUUGUGCACUACACAAGGCAAAUCACACCUGGACCACACGAGUUUUGAGGCAUCGCUAAGAAUUGCACUGACAGAGAUUUCAGAAGUAAAGGAAUGGGUGAAAAAGCUUAGUGAGUCAUCUGGAGUGACUUGGAGAGUGGCAGUGACAAAACCAAAUAAGGGACAACGUGUGCUUUAUAAGGCUCAUUAUAGGUGCCAGCACAAUGUUUAUGUCCGAUCAGGCACGGCUAAUAAAAGACGGCUGUCAAAAAAUACAUGCUGUGAGGCAAAAAUGGUUUGCACUCUGGUGAAGACUGUAGACAAAAGGGGAGGAUCUAGCAGGAGCAAUGAUCCCCAUAUACCCACUUAUCCAACUUCUGUGCGUUUGUACAAUGUACAUAACCAUAACAUCUUUGUUGCGGAGGCACUGAGGCACAAGGAUGUAGGGGUCAAGGCAAUUGAAACCUUGACUCAGUUGUUUGAGAUUGGGCACAGCCCAACAUCAGCUCUGGCUGUACUUAAAAGUGACCUGUUGGUUGAGCAUGACAACAAAUAUGUAUAUGCCUCAGCCAACCGUGCCAUUUGCCCAGACCUUCAGUUUUGCUACAGAUACAGGAAGUUCCUGACCUACCUACAGAAUCUUUACAGUCGACGUGAGAGUUGGGCUCUCAGCUAUAGGAGGGACUUGCCAACACGUGGCAACCAAACAAACAACUAUGUGGAGGCUGCAAUGCGUGUCUUGAAAGACAAAAUACUUCAAAGGACAAAAGCAUUCAAUCUGCCUCAGUUAUUCAACCUUUUCAUCACCCGACUAGAGAUGUACUAUGAAGCACGAGUGACAGACAUUGCACUUGGCCAUUGGGAGGCAUUCCACCGGUCAAGAUUCCUUGCUACAGAAAGUAAUAUCAAAGCAUCUGAUAUUUCUCAGGUUGGAGAGAAGAAAUUUCAGGUGAGAUCCUCCACAUCAGGGCACACCUAUACAGUGGACAUGGAGUUGGAGCUCUGCACAUGUCCAGCUGGCCAUAGUGGAGCACCAUGCAAACACCAGGCAGCAGUAGUGCAAAAUUACAACAUCUCCUCCAUCAACUUUCUCCCGAAAACCGCUGAAAUGAGGGCUGAGCUGCUGAAAUUAACAAAAGCCUCAGUUUCUCCUGAAUUUCUAAACCCUUUACGGCAAAAUACGUCAACGCCAAGCACAUCAGCUCCAGAUAUACCUCCAAGGCAAGAAAUCUGCCCUACUGAUCAUCAGUACCAUCUCAGUGCUCAAGAUGAUGUAGAGUUGCAUCAGCUGGACCUGUCUUUCUCCUGCUCUGCACAAUUGCACCAAACAUCACCUACCAUACAGGACUCAUACUCCAGCCAACCCUGUGUGCAGGGUAAUUUAGAAGGAGCCUUUAUACCUCAGUCUCCUGUGAGACGGAUGCUGGGACUGCUAAGUGAACUGGCUGAAAACGCUGACUACAGUGAUGCCCUGACUACAAUGGCCAAGCUGCUUGAAAAGAUGAAGCGCAACCCAACCCAACUGAUCUCUGCAUUUUACUGUUUUGGUAAAGGGAUGUCUGCGUCAAAGCGUGCCGCAGCGUUAAGACGAGCUGCUAGACGACCUGGUCCUAUUAUUGGCUGUCAGCCAACAGCAGUGGCCCGAAGAACAACUAAGACUGGUUCGAGGCGGCGUUUGACAGCUGGACGCCCCAGAAAAAGUAGUUCUGGUUUAGAGCAUGACUACAGCAGACAUACAGGAAAAAGGGCUCAAGGCACUUCCUCGGUGAAUGACUACACACUCCGCUUCCGCACUCUGGCGGCGGCUAGUGGCUGGAACGAGACUGCACUUCUCGGAGCUUACCGUCAAGGACUCAACCCGGAAAUCCGCGCCGCUAUGGCGUUGUAUGACGACUCUAUCGGCCUGGAAACUUUCGUCCAACGUACUACACGAGUUUCCCAGCGACUAGCCGCCUGCCAGCCACCGCUGUCCCAUCCGGCCCCCACGCCCAGUGUACGCACUAUUCAGGGAAAACCACUUGGGGGUGGGCGAAUCCGUCAUUCAUCACCUCACAUCACCCUACAAGUUGGACUGUUUCACACUGAACAAAUUCGGUUCUUGGUACUGGAGGAGUCCACCGUGAGUAUCAUCCUGGGACGCCCCUGGCUUAAACAACAUCGACCCAUCCUCCGCUGGGAUCCUUGCGACAUCAUUAGCUGGAGCGAACGAUGUCAAGAAGACUGCCUCUCUAACCGUCCUCAACCUCUUCCGGUCCCGGUCACUGUGUCGUCUACACUCGUGGAGAGUCCUGAGACCGAAGACCUUCCUGAGAUCCCGGCGGAGUAUGUUGCGUUCCAGGAUGUAUUCAGUAAACAAGCAGCCACUCAUCUUCCACCUCACCGGCCAUGGGACUGCGCGAUCGAUCUGCUGCCUGACGCCAAGCUCCCCAAAGGCAAGGUCUAUCCACUGUCCCUCCCGGAGCGCCAGGCGUUGGAGGCUUACAUUGAGGAGGCUCUUAAACAGGAUUUCAUUCGUCCAUCUACCUCGCCGGCCGCUUCCAGCUUCUUCUUCGUGGGCAAAAAGGAUGGAGGUCUGAGACCCUGCAUCGACUAUCGUCAACUCAAUUCCCAAAUAAUUCAACAACCGUACCCGUUGCCCCUGGUCCCCGCCGCCCUCGAAGAGCUUCGUGGAGCCCGGAUCUUCACAAAGCUGGACCUGCGGAGUGCUUACAACCUCAUUCGUAUUCGGAAGGGAGACGAGUGGAAGACAGCCUUCGUAACACCCACAGGCCACUACGAAUAUCAGGUGAUGCCGUACGGUUUAUCCAUCAGUCCCUCGGUCUUCCAGACGUUUAUGAAUGAGGUGUUCCGGGAGUUCUUACAUCAGUUCGUAGUGGUCUACAUAGACGAUAUCCUGAUUUACUCCCGGAACCAGGCCGAACAUCGCCAGCACGUCCUGCAGGUCCUCCAGAAGCUCCGUCAACACAGUCUGUUCCUCAAGUUGGAAAAAUGUGAAUUCCAUAAACCCUCAGUACAAUUCUUAGGCUAUAACAUCAGCGCCGAGGGCGUGCAGAUGGACCAGGGCAAGGUCGAUGCCAUCCAGAAGUGGCCACUACCCACCAGUGUUAAGGAACUCCAGCGUUUCCUUGGAUUCACUAACUUCUACCGCCGAUUCAUCAUGAACUACAGCACCAUAACUGCUCCAUUGACCUCCCUCCUGCGGGGUUAG